Messenger RNA from Emiliania huxleyi CCMP1516, 772 nucleotides. RefSeq lists its product as hypothetical. Bases 26 to 586 code for a protein of 186 amino acids. The record is from RefSeq and is a predicted model, not a curated record. Lineage: Eukaryota; Haptophyta; Isochrysidales; Noelaerhabdaceae. The transcript has 3 exons.
CGCCAUCUUCAACCCCGGCUUCGUCAUGAACUGCAUUGGCGGCCUCCUGUACUCGGCACUGCUGCGAACAACGGUGGAGGUGCGCACAUUUCAUGUGGACGAGACUUACAUUGCCGCGCAGAAGGCGGCCGCGAAGGCGUCGGGUGCGUCAGCCUUCGUCUCGACGAAUGACGUCAUCACAUCCUGGUUCCUCCAGCGUGGCGGCUUCGGCCUCGGCAUGAUGGCAGUCAACUUUCGGGGCAGGCUACCGGACGCGCCCAUGAGCCUCGCAGGCAAUUACGAGAGCGUUGUCCUGUACAGGCUGGCGGACGUGGCCACGCCUUCGCUCCUUCGUCGCUCCCUCGCCAAAUUACGCCGCGCCGCCACGCCGUCCACCGACCUGCCCUCGAGCCGCGAGCACCUCGGACUGCGCUGCGGCAUGGUGAGCAACUGGUCGUCUUUCGCGAAGCCCGUCGAGCUGCCAGGCGCAUCGCAGGCGCGCGCUGACAAGCCGGUCGCGUGUAUGGUCGCGGGCUCGCCGCACAUCCUCGUCGGGCUGCCCGCGGAGGGCGAGCUCGUUGGCGAGCCGGUCGCUGUGACCGCCUGAGGCGAGCGCUGAGAUGCGACGGGGUAUGUAUUUGCUGGAGGACGUUGGCACGGCACAUUUCCCACCUAGGCGGGGCGGUGGGCGUGCGCGCGCGGUGCCCGGUGCGGUGUUCGUAGUCGUGUGUGCGGCGUCAUGACUCAUGUGUGUGUCCCUUCUCGUUUCGUAUUAAGGCCAUUCACGGGUGUC